AUGGUAACUCUUGGAUUCAGAAUUGCUAGCUGGUAUCUGAUAUGUACUUUUUCUGGGAGUUUCCAGGGCACUGCAGAUGAUGUAGUUGAUUGCUCCCAUGGCAAACAACUUUUUGAGCUAUCUAAGCAGAAAUAUGAGCCUUUGUGGGUCAAAACUGGUAACCAUUGUGAUUUGGAGCUCUUCCCGGAGUACAUAAUACAUCUGAAGAAAUUCAUAUCAGCUAUUGAGAAAUCAACUAGUUUUAGAAAUGUAUCUGCACUUUGCAUGAACCAAAUAGAUAAACCUCGAAGCAGUACAGAUUGUAGACCCCGGCCAAGCACAGAUCAGAGGGAGAAAUCUAGGCUAAGCACAGAGAAGAGAGAGCCCAGAACAAGCACAGAUCAAAGAGAUAAAUUUAGAGCUAGCAUAGACCGCAAGGAAAAGUCGAGCAAGAGUGUGGAUCUCUCAGAUAAGGCAAAUGAUAAUACAGAACCAUCAGAGAAAGCUAGAAAAAGCAUUGAUCGCUUUGGCAAUAUGAUGAGAUCUGCCGUAUUGUGCAAUAUUGAUUGCUUCAAGCCCGUGGGAGCAAAUGUCUGAAUGUCUGAUGAAGAUAGCAGUUUCCAAGAAUGUAGUUGCUCCCGAGCUCAACUGAACAUUCCAAUGCAAACACUGUUUGUAGAUACCACGGCGAACCAAAAUGGGCUUAGCAUGAUAGUUAUCACACGGGUUCCUACAAUUUGGAUGAAUUUUAUUAGGUUAAUAACCAGGAAAAAGUGUGGUGGGGUUUCUCCCGUUGGGUUACGUGAUUAUAUGACCCAUUACAAAAUGUUCCUUUUUAGUUUUAUGACCCAUUUCACAGGAGAUCUAUUAAUUAUGUUGAAGACAUAGGAAAUACAGUGCUAUAAAGUACAAUAGGUCUUUCUCUUUAAUUCAAAUUGUAACUGGUUAUUUAUAUCAUUUCCUCUCCCGUGCCUGUACCAAAUGGGAAAUGUUAUGCUUCAACACCCUGAAGAUAUGUUGCAUGAACUACCGAAGCGAACCGAAUCUUUUGUUGUGGAUUCAUGAGGCAUCUCUAAUCCUGAUGGAUCACCCCAGGUUUGAGCUUGGUUUUGGAGUAUUCAUAGUUGUGUCAUCUUCCCUCCUUCGACACUCUUUUAUCAUAUAAACACUUGGGCUGACUAGUUUAAAAAAUAUGUACAAAGUGUGUGUUGUUUGCAAGGGUAAUAAAUAAGAUAUCAUGAGUAACUUU
Solanum stenotomum is the source of this 1228-nucleotide messenger RNA. RefSeq lists its product as uncharacterized. The coding region runs from base 1 to 576 and encodes 191 amino acids. NCBI's taxonomy places the organism in Eukaryota, Viridiplantae, Streptophyta, Magnoliopsida, Solanales, Solanaceae. The transcript is spliced from 3 exons. The record is from RefSeq and is a predicted model, not a curated record.